AAAAAAAUAGUCUUACUCUGACUACUUCGCCCAAAAGCCAUAUUCCGAUCUCUCUCUCUCUUUCUCUCUAAAGAGAAAAGAACAGAACAGAACAGAACAGACGGACAUUCAAAAGUAGUGUGUGCGUGUGUGUUUUUCCAAAUGGGAUCGCUGUCAUCGGCGAUCACGCAGUUUCUGUUACCGAGGAUCACACACCAUCAUGAAAAUACUUCUAUUCAUCAUGCAUUCAUCAAGUAUAAUGAUCCCAACAACAACAACGUGAUGAUCCGGCGUGGUAGUUGCCGUGUUAGUAACAAGAAUAAUUCGGCUAUCGAUUUUAGCGAUCCAGAAUGGAAGAAUAAGUUCCAACAAGAUUUCGAAAAACGAUUUGAUAUCCCUCACAUUACUGAUUCCUUUCCUGAUUCUCCUUCCUUUCCUUCUACUUUCUGUCUCAGAAUGAGGACUCCUGUGAGCGAAGAAUUUGCACAAGGGUAUCCUUCCGACGAGGAAUGGCAUGGAUAUAUUAAUAACAAUGAUAGAGUACUACUUAAGGUUAUUCGGUUUUCAUCCCCUACAUCUGCUGGUGCAGAGUGUAUUGAUCCUGAUUGUACGUGGGUGGAGCAAUGGAUUCAUCGUGCUGGACCUCGUGAAAAAAUAUACUUCAAGCCAGAAGAGGUGAAGGCUGCAAUUAUAACAUGUGGUGGACUUUGUCCGGGGCUAAAUGAUGUCAUACGACAGAUUGUCAUCACCCUUGAAAUUUAUGGUGUGAAAAAGAUUGUGGGGAUUCCUUUUGGAUAUCGUGGAUUUGGCAACGACUUAGCUGAAAUACCAUUAUCCAGAAAGGUUGUUCAGAAUGUGCAUCUGUCUGGUGGAAGCUUGUUAGGAGUUUCUCGUGGAGGACCAAAUGUUAGUGAUAUUGUGGACAGCAUGAAGGAAAGAGGAAUCAACAUGCUUUUUGUGCUGGGUGGAAAUGGAACACAUGCUGGUGCCAAUGCAAUUCAUAAUGAGUGCUUAAAACGAGGGUUAAAGGUGGCUGUGGUUGGUGUUCCCAAAACUAUAGAUAAUGAUAUCCUGCUGAUGGACAAGACAUUUGGUUUUGAUACUGCCGUAGAAGAAGCACAGAGAGCCAUCAAUUCUGCUUAUAUUGAGGCGCAUAGUGCUUAUCGCGGUGUUGGAGUUGUAAAAUUGAUGGGGCGUAGUAGUGGUUUUAUAGCUAUGCAAGCGGCUCUUGCUAGUGGGCAGAUCGAUAUAUGUUUGAUUCCUGAGGUACCUUUUGAACUGCAUGGACCUCAUGGUGUCCUAAAACAUCUAAAGUAUCUACUUGAGACAAAGGGAUCAGCUGUCAUCUGUGUAGCUGAGGGAGCUGGUCAGAAUUUUGUGGAGAAAACAAAUGCUAAGGAUGCAUCUGGGAAUACAGUACUUGGAGAUAUUGGUGUUCAUAUACAACAGGAGAUAAAGAAAUAUUUUAAGGAGCUUGGUGAUCCAGCUGAUGUAAAAUACAUUGACCCUACAUAUAUGAUUCGUGCUUGCCGAGCAAACGCAUCGGAUGGAAUUCUCUGCACCGUUCUUGGUCAAAAUGCUGUUCAUGGUGCAUUUGCUGGAUAUAGUGGCAUCACGGUAGGCAUAUGCAACACUCACUACGUCUACCUUCCAAUUCCCGAAGUCAUUUCUUAUCCUAGAACGGUCGAUCCUAAUAGCCGCAUGUGGCAUCGUUGUUUGACGUCUACUGGCCAACCAGAUUUCAUCUAAUUCAAAACAUUUUCUUUUUCUUUUUCAUACUUGCUGAAAACUCACCGUCACACAAAAUGUGAUCAUUUUGAGAAAUAAAACAAAGCGUAUACUUUGCUAUCCAAAAGUACGCUUUGACAAGCAGUAAAGCAACAUAGCUUGUCAAAAAUUUUAUGUAGUAGGUUUUGUAGUUCAGCCGAAUUCACUAAUUUUGUAUCCCAGCCAGACCUAUGUAUUUGUUGGCGAUCAUGUAAAAUUUUGUUUAUUUUAAGGGGUGUGACUAAAAGUUAGUCAUGAGGGACUGAAGGAACCUAUGUAAUCUUUUUAUAUAUACACUAGUUUUAAAACUCGUUUGGACACACGAGCAGUGUAUGGUAAGUUGGUAAAUGGUAACGAUAGAUAAAUAUUUGAUUGACUAAUAAAUAACAUUGAAGAUUUUGUAUUCAUAUAAAACACUUUAUAUUAUGGAUUAAUUUUCAGCCA
This is a messenger RNA of Erigeron canadensis, 2190 nucleotides long. Its product is annotated as ATP-dependent 6-phosphofructokinase 5, chloroplastic. The record is from RefSeq and is a predicted model, not a curated record. Gene Ontology annotation, biological process: glycolytic process; fructose 6-phosphate metabolic process. The transcript is spliced from 13 exons. Gene Ontology annotation, molecular function: ATP binding; 6-phosphofructokinase activity. Gene Ontology annotation, cellular component: cytoplasm. The coding region runs from base 142 to 1728 and encodes 528 amino acids. Lineage: Eukaryota; Viridiplantae; Streptophyta; Magnoliopsida; Asterales; Asteraceae.